AUGUUGGGGCGGAGGCUGAGAUGGGAGCAAGCCCUUGCGUCAGUGGCAGAUUGUCAGAAGAAUGCCUUGCAAGGAGCGCUGUUGACCUACACUCGUGCCAUCAGUGCUUUUGACAAAAGCCAUCGUUGGCAACACGCGCUUGCCUGCCUGGAAGACCUUCGAGUGAGAGUCGUUCGGGCAGACACAAUUCUUUACAACAGUGUCAUCAGUGCAUGUGGGAAGAGCGGCAACUGGCAAGUGGGCUUGAGCCUCUUGGAGGCUUUGCAGAAGGAAGCCUUGGAGGCCGAUGUGAUUUCUCACAAUGCCAUCAUCAGCUCCUGUGAGAGGUCCAAUGAAUGGACGGUGGCACUUGAGCUUUUUGAGCACCUGCACGAAGUGAAGCUCCAAGCCAGCCUCAUCAGCUAUAGCGCUGCAGUGAGCGCAUGUCAGAAAAGUGGGCAAUGGCAAGCAGCGCUCUCGCUUUUCUUCGACGCUUCGCGGGAUCAGCUGCAGCUGGACGUGGUCUUCUACAGCAGCGCCAUCUCCGCGUGCGCCGAUUCCACCGGCUCGGCCUGGCCCAUGGCACUGGCCAUCUUCCGGUCGGCGCGGCGGCAGAGUUUGGGAAACGUGGUACUCUUCAGUGCCGCGAUCAGUGCCUGCGAAAGCGGAAGCCAGUGGCGCUUGGCUUUGGAUGUGUUCGAGGAGCAACAGAGCUCAGGUGUGGAGGGCGACUUGAUCACCUACUGCGCGCUGAUGAGCUGCAGCGAGAAGGGGGGCCAGUGGCAGAUGUGCUUCAACGUGAUGGAUGAGAUUCGAGCUCAGGGCCUGCCAGAGAGCCUGGUGGCCUACAACGUUCUACUGACUGCAGCGGUGCGAAGUCACUUUUGGCCCAACUCCCUGGCAGUGUUGGAGGCGCUAUUGGACGUUCCAUGCCUUUCAGCCGAUGUGGUGACCUAUUCAGCGGCAAUCGCAGGAUGUGGGGCUGGGAGCCAGUGGCAGAAGGCCUUGAGAUUGCUUGAGCAGUCGUUGGCGACCCUGGCCCCCAAUGCGGUGGUAUACAGCGCGGCGAUCAGCUCAUGCGAAGAUGCCAGCCAGUGGCAGCAUGCCCUGCGUUUGUUGGACGACUACGAGCGAGAGCAGGACGCCAACAGUGCUGACCUGGUGAUGUACAAUGCCGCGAUCAGUGCUUGUGCAGAGUCUGCUCACUGGCUCCAUGCUUUAUCCUUGUUGACGCGCUAUGAAGACCACAGCGCAGCUGCACCAGUGAACGCUCGCACCGGCAACGCGGCCAUGCGCGCUUGCGGCCUGGCGCGGCGGUGGGAGCAGAGCUUAGCGCUGUGGGAGCAGAUGGAGAUGCGUGCAGAGACGGAUGUGAUCAUGCUAUCCAUGGCUGUCCAAGCGUGCGUUGUCGGAGUACGAUUUCCGGAGCUUUUGACCAAGCUUGGUCAGCUCAGCGGCCAAGCGUACUGGCACCUGUUGGAGCAACAGUCGAGUGGCAAGACGGGCUGA
Durusdinium trenchii is the source of this 1488-nucleotide messenger RNA. The record is from the annotation of a GenBank genome assembly. Lineage: Eukaryota; Dinophyceae; Suessiales; Symbiodiniaceae.